AUGAAGAUGUUGAUUUUGCUCGGCCUCGUUCUUUCGUCGGUCUAUUCGUGUUCCAACGCUCAACCCCAAGAUCCCGCGGCCUGCUGGAAGUCCAUCAAGACUGUCGAAGGAUGCUUCGAGUCCAUCAUUAGCAUAUUCCGCGGCCACUUUGGGAAUGUCAAGAAGGAAUGCUGCGAAACCGUCAACGGAUUCGCCGACAACUGCUGGCCGAUUAUUUUUCCGAGCAUGCCUUACAUUCGAUUCUUCAUCAAGGGCUUGUGCCUCCUCAAAUAUCCCCAGCUAGAAUCGCCCCGAGGAUGUCACAGAACUGGGUUGUUGGAGACUCCUCGGAGCAAACCCUCCCCACCAACUCCCCCAGCGAGUAAACUGUCGGCUGCUAAAUCAGAUGGAAAUUCUCUGUCCCCAGUGUCAAGUUCGCGUCUUUCGCUUGAUCGAUCCCCACAAUCAGUUAGCUCGAAGCCUGUUAGUGAUCGUCGAAAUGCCAGGGUCCCUACUCCACCUGAGAAAGCGCAAUCACGGUUGGGUUUGGCGAAGUUAUCUGACCUGCAGGCUCAACUGAAUCAAGUUCAAGAAGAUCUAAAGAAAGCCAAUGAGCAAAUAGAAUUUCUCAAGAAAGAGAAAGCUCAGGCACUUGAUGGUCUUAAACAAUCUGAGAAACUGGCAGAAGAAGCCAAUGAGAAAAUAAAAAAGGCAUUGGCAGCUCAAAAACGAGCUGAGGAGGAUUCUGAGAUUGAGAAAUUCCGAGUUAUUGAACUGGAACAGACCGGAAUCGAGGCUGUUCAGAAAAAAAAAGAGGCCUUGCUGAAAGAGGUUGAGUCUAUCAGAAACCAGCACACUGUUGACAUCUCGGCUCUCCUCUCUACCACAGUGGAACUCCAGAUGGUAAGACAAGAAUUGACUAUGACUGCUGAUGCGAAGAACAAGGCACUCUACCAUGCUGAGGAAGCGACGAAGAUCGCUGAAAUUCAGGCAGAUAAGGUUGAGAUUCUCUCUUCUGAGUUAAGCCGGCUAAAGGCGUUGCUUGGUUCAAAGCAAGAAAAAGUGGCUAUAGAAGGAAACGAGGUGGUGUCCAAGCUGAAAUCUGAAAUUGAAAUGUUGAGGGGGGAGCUUGAAAAAGUUGGUAUCCUUGAGAAAACUCUGAAGGAACAAGAAGGUACCAGUGAACAGCUUCACGUUGAUCUAGAAGCUGCUAAAAUGGUUGAAUCUUGUGCUAAUAACUUAGCAGCAGAGUGGAAGAACAAGGCCGAUGAACUGGAAAAACAAGUUGAAGAAUCGAACAAAUUGAAGAGAUCUACUUCAGAAUCUAUGGAGUUUGUUAUGAAGCAACUAGAGGAAAACAAUCAGUUGCUGCAUAAGGCAAAUUCUGAAAACGAUACGCUAAAAGAAAAGGUAGAGUUAUUAGAGAUGACGAUUGGACAACAAAAACGAGAUCUUGAGGAAUCAGAACGUCAAGUUAGCAUUGCAAAGGAAGAAAGUUCUAAGCUGGAAAAACUUGUUUCGGUUACUUUGUCCCGUUUGUUUCGGUUACCGACAGUCAUAAAGGGUCGUACAUCGGGAACUGGGUUGUUGGAGACUCCUCGGAGCAAACCCUCCCCACCAACUCCCCCAGCGAGUAAACUGUCGGCUGCUAAAUCAGAUGGAAAUUCUCUGUCCCCAGUGUCAAGUUCGCGUCUUUCGCUUGAUCGAUCCCCACAAUCAGUUAGCUCGAAGCCUGUUAGUGAUCGUCGAAAUGCCAGGGUCCCUACUCCACCUGAGAAAGCGCAAUCACGGUUGGGUUUGGCGAAGUUAUCUGACCUGCAGGCUCAACUGAAUCAAGUUCAAGAAGAUCUAAAGAAAGCCAAUGAGCAAAUAGAAUUUCUCAAGAAAGAGAAAGCUCAGGCACUUGAUGGUCUUAAACAAUCUGAGAAACUGGCAGAAGAAGCCAAUGAGAAAAUAAAAAAGGCAUUGGCAGCUCAAAAACGAGCUGAGGAGGAUUCUGAGAUUGAGAAAUUCCGAGUUAUUGAACUGGAACAGACCGGAAUCGAGGCUGUUCAGAAAAAAAAAGAGGCCUUGCUGAAAGAGGUUGAGUCUAUCAGAAACCAGCACACUGUUGACAUCUCGGCUCUCCUCUCUACCACAGUGGAACUCCAGAUGGUAAGACAAGAAUUGACUAUGACUGCUGAUGCGAAGAACAAGGCACUCUACCAUGCUGAGGAAGCGACGAAGAUCGCUGAAAUUCAGGCAGAUAAGGUUGAGAUUCUCUCUUCUGAGUUAAGCCGGCUAAAGGCGUUGCUUGGUUCAAAGCAAGAAAAAGUGGCUAUAGAAGGAAACGAGGUGGUGUCCAAGCUGAAAUCUGAAAUUGAAAUGUUGAGGGGGGAGCUUGAAAAAGUUGGUAUCCUUGAGAAAACUCUGAAGGAACAAGAAGGUACCAGUGAACAGCUUCACGUUGAUCUAGAAGCUGCUAAAAUGGUUGAAUCUUGUGCUAAUAACUUAGCAGCAGAGUGGAAGAACAAGGCCGAUGAACUGGAAAAACAAGUUGAAGAAUCGAACAAAUUGAAGAGAUCUACUUCAGAAUCUAUGGAGUUUGUUAUGAAGCAACUAGAGGAAAACAAUCAGUUGCUGCAUAAGGCAAAUUCUGAAAACGAUACGCUAAAAGAAAAGGUAGAUCAUAAAGGGUCGUACAUCGGGGUAAAAGGCGAGGCCAUAUACAUACCGCCUUAUCCAUGCAUGCCCACCGACACUUGCGGGGCCGGAGACGCUUACGCUUCGGGAAUCAUGUAUGGUAUGCUGAGAGGCGUCUCAGACAUAAAGGGGACGGGAAGUUUGGCGGCCAGAACCGCUGCCACGGUCGUCGGACAACAAGGGACGAGGCUGCGGGUUCAGGGCGCGUUGGAUAUCGCUCGAACUUACGCCUUCGGUCUGAACAGCUCGGGUUUCCGAAACGACGUCAGGUCUGAUGAGAUCUUGAGCUUGUGA
Tarenaya hassleriana is the source of this 2955-nucleotide messenger RNA. Its product is annotated as WEB family protein At4g27595, chloroplastic-like. The coding region runs from base 1 to 2955 and encodes 984 amino acids. Gene Ontology annotation, molecular function: kinase activity. The record is from RefSeq and is a predicted model, not a curated record. The transcript has 6 exons. Gene Ontology annotation, biological process: reciprocal meiotic recombination. NCBI's taxonomy places the organism in Eukaryota, Viridiplantae, Streptophyta, Magnoliopsida, Brassicales, Cleomaceae.